Messenger RNA from Echinops telfairi (small Madagascar hedgehog), 956 nucleotides. It is a transcript of the gene GUK1, whose product is annotated as guanylate kinase 1. The transcript is spliced from 8 exons. The record is from RefSeq and is a predicted model, not a curated record. Lineage: Eukaryota; Metazoa; Chordata; Mammalia; Afrosoricida; Tenrecidae. Gene Ontology annotation, molecular function: GMP kinase activity. The coding region runs from base 17 to 676 and encodes 219 amino acids. Gene Ontology annotation, cellular component: cytosol. Gene Ontology annotation, biological process: purine nucleotide metabolic process.
GCUAGCGAGGUCCCAUAUGCUGCGGCGCCCGCUGGCGGGGCUGGCGGCGGCCGCCCUGGGCCGGUCCGCGCCGGACGGGAUGUCAGGACCGAGACCGGUGGUGCUGAGCGGCCCAUCGGGGGCCGGGAAAAGCUCCCUGUUGAAGAAACUCAUGCAGGAGUAUGGCAGUAUCUUUGGCUUUAGUGUGUCCCAUACCACGAGAGACCCACGGCCUGGAGAGGAGAAUGGCAGAGAGUACUACUUUGUCACCAGGGAGGCCAUGCAGAGAGACAUUGCUGCGGGCGACUUCAUUGAGCAUGCCGAGUUCUCAGGGAACCUGUAUGGGACAAGCAAAGCAGCAGUACAGGCGGUGCAGGCCAUGAACCGCAUCUGCGUGCUGGACGUGGACCUGCAGGGCGUGCGGAACAUCAAGAAGACAGAUCUGUGCCCCCUCUACAUCUGCGUGCUGGCUCCGUCCCUCGAGGUCCUGGAGCAGCGGCUUCGAGCCCGGAACACAGAGACGGAGGACAGCCUGAUUAAGCGGCUGACCACCGCCAAGGCCGACAUGGAGAGCAGUAAGGAGCCAGGCCUGUUCGACCUCGUCAUCAUUAAUGACAACCUGGAUAAGGCUUACUCAACUCUGAAGGAAGCCCUCUCCGAGGAAAUCAAGAAAGCUCAAGGGACCCACCGCUCCUGAGGUGCCCCAGCCCGCUGUCAUUCCACGGGAUGCAUUCCAGGCCUCGUCCCCAUCCCUAGGUGCCCCCACGUGGGACUGCAGCCCGGCGCCUGGCAGCGCCAGCUAUUCAGCACCUGGGUACUGCUGCGAGACUGGGGCCUGGACAGCCCAGGGGCUCCCAUCACCUGGGCCGGCUGGGCCAGCCCCACCCACUCCUGCCGCACUUCGCUGUGACGGCCGGCCGGCCCCCUCUGACAUUGUAAUAAAGUAACACGGCGUUGGCGCUGUGUGGAGGAAGUGA